GCCGAGCGCUGGGCUGGGACUGGGCUGGGAGAGGUGUGCCCGGGGAGCCUGGAUCCCGGCGCCCUUCUGCCUCGCGUGGAGCAGCCAGUGCAGCCCGGAGGCGAGCUGACGCCCUGGACUAAGAAAUCAAAUUGCAGCCUCCCCAAAGCCGCUAAGUUACGCCGGCGAGCCGGUUCCCGAGGAGCGUUCGCGAGCGUGCACAGACCGCGCGGCGCAGCGCUGCAGUGCCCUCCCAGGCCAGCCAGCCCGGAGCCCGGAGCCGAGUGCCUCGGAGAGGCAGCAGCCCCGGGGCGCGGGGUUCGGCCGAGAGUGCACCGCGACACACAGAAGGGGCGCGCAAGGCUCCGCCGGCCUGCCCGCAGCCUGCGCCCCGACUUGGGCGUCCCCUCGGUCCCACUCUGGGAGCAAUGCCCCCCGCCCCUUACGCCCCCCGGGAACGAGGCGAGCAUGGAGAAAUCGAGUAGUGAGGAUUCUUCGAUCCACCGGAGUCCAUCUUUGGACAGCAAGGACUCCGACUUUGCCAAGCCGUCCACCUCGGGCCGCCCGUUCGGCCGCGGCUUCACCGCCGGCGCCUUCUACGGCACCGCGGGCUCCAGGGGCCAGAGCCGCGCGGAGGCUGGCGUGAAGGCCGACAAGUACGAUGCACCGAAAGGCAGCAAGUACGUGGUGUUUUACCUGGACCUGUCCUUUGUGUUCCUCCUAGAAUUUAAGAAGUGCAACAUGGCCAGGGGCUGCCUCUGCUGCUUGAAGUACAUGAUGUUCCUCUUCAAUUUGAUAUUCUGGCUCUGUGGCUGCGGGCUGCUCGGCGUGGGCAUCUGGCUCUCCGUGUCGCAGGGCAACUUCGCCACCUUCUCCCCCAGCUUCCCCUCGCUGUCUGCAGCCAACCUCGUCAUCGCCAUCGGCACCAUCGUCAUGGUGACGGGCUUCCUCGGCUGCCUGGGGGCCAUCAAGGAAAACAAGUGCCUCCUCCUCAGUUUUUUCGUCGUCUUGUUGACCAUCCUCCUGGCAGAGCUCAUCCUGCUCAUCCUCUUCUUUGUCUACAUGGACAAGGUGAAUGAGAACGCCAAGAAGGACCUGAAGGACGGCCUGCUGCUCUACAACACCGAGGACAACGUGGGGCUCAGGAACGCCUGGAACAUCAUCCAGGCCGAGAUGCGGUGUUGCGGCGUCACUGACCACACCGACUGGUAUCCCGUGCUGGGGGAGAACACGGUGCCCGACCGCUGCUGCAUGGAGAACUCCCAGGGCUGCGGGCACAAUGCCACCACCCCCUUGUGGACGACGGGCUGCUACGAGAAGGUGAAGAUGUGGUUUGACGACAACAAGCACGUGCUCGGCACCGUGGGGAUGUGCGUGCUCAUCAUGCAGAUCCUGGGCAUGGCCUUCUCCAUGACUCUCUUCCAGCACAUCCACCGGACUGGCAAGAAGUACGACGCGUGAGUGGCUGGCCGAGCCCAGCCGGCAGCCACGACGCGGAUCGGGGCGCGGAAGAGGAUUCGCGCUUGUGUCGCGUGCCUGCCCUCUCUGGACUGUGACCCUGCACCCCUCCCCAGCCUGCCUGGCCUGCCCACCCCACCUGAGCCUCGAACUUCUCUGUGGGCAGAGGGCCCGGAAGGAGGCGGCAGAGACCUGGGCCCUGAGGCACCUGGAUUCCUGCAUCUGCAUCUGAGUAUUUGCCAAAGACGUCGGGGCGGGCCAGGGGUGCAAGGAGGAAGCCCCAGUGCUGAUGGGUCUCCACCCCUGGCCUUCCUCACACUGACACUUGGUCCCUUCGCGGGGUAGGAGCACAGCGCUCCUCCCCCUCCAUGGAGGGACAGCCCCACGGAGGCCACUACCGUCCAUGUCCACGGCCACCUGUGGGACAGUUGGAGAGCUGGUGGAGGCCUGACCGCCUGCGGGCGCGGCCCGAGCGUCAUGCCCAGGGUUUUUAUACCUGACUGUGUAACUUUUUUAUUUUCUUCUACUCUGAUUACGAUUAUUCAGGAAUACUAUCUCCGAUAGUUUAGGGUUAGCUGAUUUAUAACUUCUUACCGUGUUGAUUUCUUUAAUGGUUUGAUUUUUCCACCCGAGGGGAGGGAGCAAGUGGGGAGAGAGGACACCCGCCCGUUGCUGUCAGGACAGGCCACUGUGCGACAGGAGGGCGGCUCCCAGGUGAGGCGCCAGGCCUUCGCUCAGACGCACUGACGAGGGGAGAGUGCAGCUGGCGUGGGGGACCCUGCAGGCCUGGCACCCAUGGCCCAAGCCUGGAGAGGAGGCAGGGCGGAGGAGUACGACACGUGGGGGGAGUGUCCUCAGGAAGCUACAGCAUUUGCUGACCCGGUGUGAGGCCCGGGCCUUGGGCCCCUGGGGGUCUGGCGAAGCUUUAGUAGGAACAGGACCAGAAAUGGCGGUCCCUACCUUCCUCAGUGAUGUGCAGUUUGGGGCUUCCCUUCUUCCUUCGUCCUGGCGGGAAGGAGGCCUCUUCACCCCACGUAACGGGUUCUGCAAGCCCGGCCGCGUCAGACCCUCCUGCUGGUGCUCUCGGACAAGCGCCUCAUUAGGUCCCUCCUGCUGUCCACUCUCCUUGCUCCUGAAGGGGACGCAGGCCUUACGGUUAGCUGCCCAGGCAGCGGCAGGGGACGUGCCCAUCAGGAGUCGGAGGAGGGGGCAGGUACCCACCAGCGUCCUGCCAGACUUCCUGGGCUGAGAGGGAGGGAAAGGCCGUCUGUCCGGUCCCAGGACCCUCCUCGCCCCUGGAACUCUGACGUCAGCAGCAGGGUAUGCAGGGCCACAUCCUGGGCCAUCCCAAGGAGAAGGAAUACAGAAAGCCCGAGAGGCGAGACGGGCUCGUUACAGCAGCCUGGGUCGUGGUGGGUGCGUGAGAUGAUUGGCAGGCAUGGUACUCGGCUGCAGGGGGCGCCCCUCCAUAGCCAGCUGGGGUCUAGGUCAACGCUUUGCAGUUGGAGAACAAAGCCAUGGAUCCGUGGGGCGGGGCCGGGAACCUCGCUGGCAUGGAGUGCGCCUCGCAGGGCCUCCAGUGGCUGUCUCUCUCCUGCCACCAUCUGGCUUGUUUCCUUGGUCUCUUCUUGGGGCCAGGCCUCUCCUCCAGCCUCCACCUGCCUGCCUCUUCCAAGGGCUGAUGGGUAGCUUCCAUCCACCUUGAGAAACGUUCAGAUCGGGACCAGGAGAGGAGGAUUUGGUAUGUCCAGGGUCCUGCGUUGGGGGAGUGGAAGUGGGGGUGGAGGUCUCAGUGAGCCGGGCAGAGCGAAGACCUUUCCCUGGCAUAGGAGGGGUGGUGCUAGGACACGCUGGGAGGUGGGUGUGGGCUGGGGGAUGGGCAUGCGCCCAUUAGAACCAAGGUGCCCUCAUCUCGUCCUCUGGCCGUCUUCUUGGUAAGGGGCUCCAGCUGCCUCCUCUGGGACCCCAAAACGCAGAGCAGAAACGUUGUUCUGGAAGACCCCCAGCACACGCGUGUCCGCGCCGCACGGUGGACCUGAUGCAUGGGGAGCCGUCGCCGUGGGCGGGCGGGCGGGUUUGUUUAUGCCUAUCAAUGCAAUUUUUAGUUUUUGUGAGUAUCGACAGCAAAAGCCUCGUGCAUGGGGGCGUGCAGCCGCUCCCUGGCGAUCUGCUAUUUCCAGAUGGCUUCAGGGUGUCCUUUGGCCCUGGAGCCUUUCCCAGAGUCCCCUGCCUCUGCCAGCCCCCAGCUCAUCCGUUUGCAGAGCCUUGUCCGCAGGUCCCCAACUGCCUUCCUGCCCCACCCUGUGCCUGGCUGUUUAGUCACGUGGCCAAGUCUACACGGGUGAAAGUGUCCCUGCACAGGGUGGCGGUCUCCGGCCUCUCGCCCAUGCUGCAGAACGGUCCCCACAGCCCUGGGAGGCUACGCUGUCCGAGGCAGUGCAGGUCAGCCCAGCUGUGAUCUCACGGGGGCAGAAUUGCACUGAGCGACCUCCUUCACCCUCAGCUUCCCUGGCCACGUCGGUGUGAGUUCAGUUACGUCUGAAGCGAGGUUCACAGCCUUGACUCGGCCCCCUUGUGUUUGCACGACUUCAGGGGCUGUCGGUUUAGACCGGCCUUCCUCGGGCCAUCUCAGAAGGGCAAGUGUUCGGACAGGGUCGGGAACCACCCAAAGGCAGGCGGCGGGGAGCAGGUGUCAGGGAAGUGCCCCUGCACCCACGCCCGGAGCUCUGUGGACGUCACCCCUUCCCUGCCAGCAUGGACCCGCAUCUUGGGCUCUCCCUCCGGCAAGGGGGCUGACCCCACCCAGACACUCCUUACAGGUGUCCUGGAUCGAUUGGAACUAGGUGGCCCCAGAGCAGUCCAGGUGGACGGAGCGACUGUCCCUCCUCUCCAGCCCCCCUGCCCACCCACUGGUGGAGGUGCUAUCUAGCGGGGACAUGGCAUAGGACAGGCGCCGGGUGCCAGGUGCUUGGGGAUGGUUCUCUGUCUCAGCCCUUCAGAGUCCACCGCGGCCCGUCCUCCCUGCACCACAGUGAGACUGCACCGUAGUCCAGGCCGGUGCUGGCCCCUCUGCCCGAGAGAGCGCCGAGGCGCGGGGCCACCUGCCCGCCUCGGGGCAGCACGGGAGAGCAGGGAGCGCACACCUGUUGGUUUCAGAUGCAUUUUUCUGCUUGCGAUGCAUAUCUGCAUUUCCUCCAUCCUGAUCCUGGCUUUAUGGAACACCAUGUUUUUAGCAUGUUUUUAAAUAAAACCUGAUAAUGUGGCAAAA
Molecule: messenger RNA, 4705 nt
Organism: Tupaia belangeri chinensis (Chinese tree shrew)
Lineage: Eukaryota; Metazoa; Chordata; Mammalia; Scandentia; Tupaiidae
Gene: TSPAN9
Product: tetraspanin 9
Exons: 9
Coding region: 448-1440 (330 amino acids)
Cellular component (GO): plasma membrane
Source: RefSeq, a predicted model, not a curated record